This is a messenger RNA of Eublepharis macularius, 3741 nucleotides long. RefSeq names its product FLT3 interacting zinc finger 1 (gene FIZ1). Gene Ontology annotation, biological process: regulation of DNA-templated transcription. Gene Ontology annotation, molecular function: RNA polymerase II cis-regulatory region sequence-specific DNA binding; DNA-binding transcription factor activity, RNA polymerase II-specific. Lineage: Eukaryota; Metazoa; Chordata; Lepidosauria; Squamata; Eublepharidae. The transcript has 2 exons. The coding region runs from base 147 to 1592 and encodes 481 amino acids. The record is from RefSeq and is a predicted model, not a curated record.
GACAGGCUGUCGCAAGAGGUCACCUCCCGCCCCUCCGCGACCGCUGCUUCUCUGGGGGUGGGAGAGGCUCUGCCUCUUCCUCUGGAGAGAAGUGACUCCCCCGUUACGAUGUCGGCACCCAUAAGAAGUUAGGCACUGUUGGGUAAAUGGAGAACUGCGAUGCACAGUGGCCAGAGGGCCAGCGCCCCAUUGAGACACCGGGAGUUGGUGCUACCACCGGCUCUGUGGAAGAGUGCGCGGUUCUGUACUCUGAUACCGAGGACGAUCCGUCACUUCUGAUAGACAACGGAGGUGGGGCCCGGGCCCCUUUCCACUGCUCCGAGUGCGACAAGAGCUUCCGCUACCGCUCUGACCUGCGCCGCCAUUUUGCCCGGCAUACAGAACUGAAGCCUUUCCAGUGCCCUCAUUGCGUCAAGAGCUUCAAGCAUUCCUUCAACCUGGUGAACCACAUCCGGAGCCACACAGGGGAGCGCCCCUACCGCUGCACCAUGUGUCCAAAAGGCUUUCGGGACUCCACUGGCCUUCUCCACCAUCAAGUGGUACACACAGGGGAGAAGCCUUAUUGCUGCCAUGUCUGUGAACUCCGCUUCUCCUCCCGCAGCAGCCUGGGCCGUCACCUCAAGCGGCAGCACCGGGCUACUCCUGCUGCCACAGCCCCUCAACCGCCUACCCCUCGCUGCCUAGCCUGUGGCAAAGAACAGAGUCCCCUGGGACACCUCUGCAGUGCCGGGCGAGGUCGGGCUGCCCCCUUUGGUUGCGGGGCCUGUGGACGGCAUUUCCAGUUGGCAUCUGAACUGCGACGCCAUUGGCUGGCUCAUACAGACAUCAAACCUUUUAAAUGCCCCGAAUGUGAGCGAGACUUUAAUGCCGCAUCCUUGUUGGAGCGCCACAAGCUCACUCAUGCCAAGGACAGGCCCCCACCCUGCCAAGUCUGUGCUGGGAAGGUCCAACCAAGCGAAACGGUUCUGGAACUGGUAAGCCUGGGAGAGGAGCAGAAAGAGGGGGAGCCAGAGGAACAGGCCCUGCAGCACAGCAGAGGUUGUCCGAAUUGCCCCUCUCCAGACACGCGACCCCCGGAGACUUUGUACCAGUGUGAAUGUGGGACCUUUUUUGCCAAUGGCAACACCCUCGCAGCUCAUUUGACUGCCCAUGGGGGGGAGCCCUCCUUCACCUGUGGCAUAUGUGGCCAGCCCUUUGUGAAUUUACAAUCCUUAGAGGAGCACCAAUUGAGCCACGCUGUGUCGACACCGCCUACACCUGCCCCGGGCAGCGAACUGGAACGCCACCUCUUGCCCCAGCUGGAUCUUCGAACGUUCCCAGCACGGCCAGGCAAGAAACUCUACAAAUGCAGCGAGUGUGAAAAAUACUUCCGCAGCCCGCGGGACCUGGACCGGCACGUCUUGGUGCACACUGGGGAGAAGCCCUACCAGUGCACCGAGUGCGGCAAAUUCUUCCGACACGAAUGCUACCUGAAACGGCACCGGCUGCUGCACAGCGGUGAACGGCCUUUCAAGUGCACCGUUUGUCACAAAGGCUUCAUCACCCUGAGCAACCUCUCCCGGCAUCUCAAGCUGCACCGUGGUAUUGACUAGCAGGGGACCAGCAUCUCCUUAAAAUAGCCCUCCACCCCCUGCACUGUUACCUCGAUCCCAGUGGCAGCCAGAGGCAAUCCUGUUCCGGAGAUGCAACUCCUGCCCAUGUGCUCAAACCACACUCACCCACCUUUCUUCACAGUCCGUUAGCGUAGAGUAGGGGGGCUUGCAAUGUAAAAAUGACAGUAAUAUGAAAAGUAUUAUUUGCUAAUGUUCCAUUUUUGCAGCUGGUAAAAUAUCUUGCACAUGCUUGAGAACUGUUAAGUUUUAGAAGUGCUUGCUUGGAGAGGGAAUUGAGGAUUUUGGAUUCUUUCCUUUAAUAUUCCAGGCAGAAGUAGGAUAUGCUCGGGAUGAGGCAAGGCUGCUGCCUUCAGGAGUGCAGUCCAAGUGAGCCUGUCCCUGCCAAGGUUACAUUGUCCCAGACUGGUGUAAGUGCCCUAGCUCAACCAACCCCCUAGGAGGGUUUUCCAGUGGUAAUGGGAGACUGAGCUUUGACCAGGAGACCCAUUCCUAACCUGUCCCCAUCACUUCCUCACCACUGUCAGGCGGGAGGUGUCGUUUUUGUGUUUCUAGGCAACGCUGUUGGUCAGUGUAAAUGUAUUCUUUUGCAGGAACCCUACAUCUUGCGGUUGGACUGUCUGAUUCUGUUCCUUCCCCUUUUCCCUCCUUUGAAUCCUCUCUGCCUCUGGACAAGUAUAACCACAGUUAGGAUGGACUUCUGCCUUUCCCUCCCAACUUGAAAGGCAUAACUGCAUCACAAACAUCAGUCUGCCAGGAUUUCCACUCUCUCAAAGAAUCCUGGACACUGCAUUUCCUGGGGAAAGCAAGAACCCGAUUGAAAAUCCAUUUAAUUUUGUAGCGUAACUGUACCCCUUGUUACUUAGAGAGGCUUGAAAAGGUUUACAUUCAAUUUAGGGAACCCCUGCUUAACAGUUGUGAUAUUUCUGAUUGCAAACACUGUAAAAAGCAUCCCUUUAAAAAAAAAACACACACACAUACGUUUGGCAUAAAAAUGGCAAGAUUUAACAGCAAAAAUAGUUUUCUCCAGUGUUCCCAAUUUUUUUUUUUUAGCUUUAGGCCAGAGGCUGAAACUCUGUUUUCAAAGGUUCUUCUUUCCUUUUUCCCCCUGUUCUUUUCUUUGCAGUCAUGAGGACUAGACAUUUAAUUUUAAAACAAAGCAGCUAAAUUAUCUUUGCUCAUUACCAGGUAGAGCAAAAUAGUCUCUAAGGCAACCACACUGCCUUGUGGAGUGCAUCUGGUCAGGUCUGCUGCAGGGUCUCUGGGGUUCAAUGUGGCCUCGCCUGCUUGCCUAACUUUAUCUGUAGGUUUUUUUGACAAGGUUAACGCCAGCACUUUUGGUUAGAGUGGAAGGGAGGGGUUGCUUCUGAUUAGAGGUAAUUUUUUUUGCCUUCACUUUUUUUUUCUCCCCAAAAGAAGACAUGAUUUCUCUUCAUUUUAUUUGCAAAUCAGAAAUUCUUUCAUUUCUAACAAAUCUUUGCAUAUCUGAAAAUUGUUUGAAUGGUAGAAGGAUGCCUUUUCUUUCACGAGAAGGGUCAGCUCUUCAGGAAAAGCUCACAUUUUUCAAUAUAAGGGCAACCUCGAACAAACCAUUUUGGUGAAGGAAGAGCUGCAGUGUUGGUAAUGAGACUGGGGAGCUCAAUAAAUGCCGUCUUCACGCUUGGACAUUUGAGGUGGGAGACAAGCUAACUCUGGAGCAGAUCCAGGUUUGUACACCUGUGUUUUAAGGGAGUCUCCCAGAAUGCCGGGGGGGGGGGGGGUUUGAAGCCACAUGAACUUUAUCCACAGAAAAAUAAGCUGUCGAAGAACAAGCUGGAAAAGAAUAGCAUAUUGUACAUGCAGAGGGCUUGUCGAAUUGUCACUUCUGCACAUGAAAAAGGAAAACCAGCUUCCUAUUCCCCGUUACUGCUCUUGCUAUCCAGUUCACUUGUGUCCAUCUUUGAGGCUUCUGGGCUGGACGGAUGGAUCCCUCAAUGAAUUCAGGUUUCAGUACAGAGACAAAUCUCCCCCGCAAAUGGAAUUAUUUACUGACAAAUAGUUGUUUUGUUCUCUCUCUUUUGUUUGUUUCCUUAAGCCCUUGGUAGGACCUUGAGAAUAAUCUAAUAAAAGCCAGCUCCUGACCAAAUUCCAA